AUGACCAUCAGGCAGACCGUGGAGAGCGCGGAGAGCCGCGCGCGCCUUCAGAUAAAGACCAGCGCUACGAAACUGUCCCGCGGAAAUAACCGGCAGUAUGCACAGGCCCUACAUCGCCAGGCGGACGAGCUGUGCCAGCGUGGCGAGUACGAGUCGGCACUGGUGUUGUAUCAUCGAGCAGCUACCGUGUGUCCGCACGAUAGCAGUCACAGUGUGGCGGCGCGACGUACCGCAGCCACGAUAAGCUCGUGGAACAAUUCGGAAAAAAGCUCGUCGAGAGACGACGCGAUUUCGAGGGUGACUUCGAGUCACGAGAGUGUGGCACUCAAAGCGCGCGAUACCACGAAGUCUUUUAAUGACCUAUCAAUUAUCCCCGACGUUCUCAGAUAUCUCGAUAGCCACAAGAAGCCCUCGUAUAAAAUCUCCCCCGCUCUCGGAUCCUUGACUUCCAAGCUAAUCCGAUCCAGAACGAUGCUGAAGCACGUCAAUAGUCGCGCCAAUGCCAUGCUGAAGAACCUGAAAGUCAAUUUCAACGCCGGCAAGAUGAAGACUUCUCUGAGACUCGCCGAGGAUCUACUGGCGUUAUCUUCCCACUCGGACGAUCCCCGUCGGCACAGAAUACCGGCGUACCGGUACUUAUCUCUGAUACACGCGGCCUUGGGGCGGCACGAUCGAGCGUGCAGCAACGUCGCCAUGAUGGUGCGGCUGUCGAAGGGCGCGAACGACCCCGUCGUCCUGUCGCACGCUCUCGUGACUCUGGGCGAGGUGCAUCUCAGCUUCGGCCAUCUGGAAGCGGCCGCGCGUGCCCUGGAAAACCUGUCGAUCCACGUCGGCCAUCCGGUGCCGCGUGCCUGGGUGCACCACGAGAUUGGACGCUGCCAUUUGGAGACGGGGAAGUACGUCAAGGCGCUGCGCAAGGCGACGCGGUGCCGGGAAUGCGCGGAGGAGGCGAGCUCGAAGAAGUGGACCUUCCACGCCGACCUGCUGCGGGCGCAGUGCCUGGCGAUGCUGGGUCGUUUCGCCGGGUAUGAUAUCCGCGUUGUGGCCUCUGGCCGUUUUCGUUCUCCACCGAAAAAAUAA
Molecule: messenger RNA, 1080 nt
Organism: Wasmannia auropunctata (little fire ant)
Lineage: Eukaryota; Metazoa; Arthropoda; Insecta; Hymenoptera; Formicidae
Product: tetratricopeptide repeat protein 25-like
Exons: 4
Coding region: 1-1080 (359 amino acids)
Molecular function (GO): protein binding
Source: RefSeq, a predicted model, not a curated record